GUGAUCACGAGAUUUGGCGGCAGCGAGGGAUCCCGAGAAACAUGUACUGCUCCAUAUAAGCAACAAGUCACCACACCACACGGCAGCAAACGCGCCGCCGCCUUCGCCUUCCCCAGCCCGCCGCCGGCACCAUGUCGUCCUCCUCCUCCUCCUCCGAGGACGCCUCCGGCGACGAACGAGAGGACAAGUCCGUGCAGCUCCCGGCGGCCAAGAACCCUCCUGUCCCGGCGCCGGCGCACCAAGAAAGCGACGGCGAUGAGGGUGACGAGGAGGGGGAUGCCGAAGCAGACAGCGGCAGUGAGGAGGGAGAGGAAGACGGCGACACUGAUGAGGCAACCGAGGAGGAGGAUGAAGAGGAGGAAGAUGGCCAUAGCUCCGACGAAGACUACGAGAAUGAGGUGGUGGAAGACUCCGAAACCGACGAGCCGCCGCCGCAGCCACGGACAAAGUCCAAGGGGAAGCUGCCGCCGCCGCCUUCUUCUCCUGAUCUCAGCAAGCAGCCCGCUGCGAAGCGGACAGCGGCGGCGGCCGGUCUCGCAGAACCGUCCCCGUCCAAGAAGAGGGCGCCGCCGGCUGCCCGCACCAAGUCGCUGCCGCCCAAGUCGGCGGCGAAUAAGCUGCCCCUGCCGGAGGAGGCAGCGGCGGCAAACAAAGAGGUCGAGGUAGCCAAGUCGACCGCGCCGAAAGCUGCGGAGAGGAGGAAGGCGGCGGCCAAGGAUGGCACCAGGUCGUCCCCGUCCAAGAAGAACAAUGCUGCUACACCUGCUUCGGUGGAGCGCGGCAAUUCGGCAGCUGCAAUACCCAUGGAGGUUGCCAAGUCGCCCAAGCCCAAGAACAAGUCGCGUAAGAAGGCGGAGGAGGUCGCCGCGCCGCCCAAAUCUGCUGCUGCUGCUGCUGGCGAGUGCCCUUCCGCAGCAGAGGGUGACCAGCAGCAGAAGAUGGAGAAGAGCGCGAGGUACAGGCACCUCUGGAAGGAGGUGGGGCUCCUGGAUGAUGCCUACCAAAACCCAGGCUUUCUCGAGGCCGCCUUCCUCGAGAUGGACGACGACGAGGCUGCCAGGCUGAAUAACAAGAUCACUAAACAGAAGAUGGCCGAGUGCAAGGUGUUCAGCGAGCGGUGGGUCAUCAGGACUGAGGUCUCCAAGGCGUUGUUCGACACCAUGAAAAAGUGAUGUUGCAGCACCCAGGAAUGGAGCAGGCUGCAAAGGUUGGGCCGUUUUUUUUUGUCAGAAAGACUGCUGCAUGCAUUUUGGUGUUUUGGUUCGUGUUGCUGAUUCUGCUGAGAAUUAGGAACCGAGUGUUGUUUAAGGGUCGUCGUCAUAAACAAUGAAUAAUGAAUAAAAGCAGUCAAAGUGGAGACGUGCAUGGCUGCUGUUUUGUUA
Messenger RNA from Panicum virgatum (switchgrass), 1382 nucleotides. RefSeq names its product brain acid soluble protein 1-like. The transcript has 2 exons. The record is from RefSeq and is a predicted model, not a curated record. Lineage: Eukaryota; Viridiplantae; Streptophyta; Magnoliopsida; Poales; Poaceae. Bases 132 to 1172 code for a protein of 346 amino acids.